Apis cerana (Asiatic honeybee) is the source of this 1236-nucleotide messenger RNA. RefSeq lists its product as uncharacterized. The record is from RefSeq and is a predicted model, not a curated record. Gene Ontology annotation, biological process: retrograde protein transport, ER to cytosol; endoplasmic reticulum unfolded protein response. NCBI's taxonomy places the organism in Eukaryota, Metazoa, Arthropoda, Insecta, Hymenoptera, Apidae. Gene Ontology annotation, cellular component: endoplasmic reticulum membrane; Derlin-1 retrotranslocation complex; Derlin-1-VIMP complex.
AUUACAUUUUGUGAUUCAUGAUGACGUUUAGAAUAAUGAUUGGAUCACAAAUGAGGUUUAUGUAUAGAUAAAAUAUUAAAAGAGGUGAAAUAGAAAAUAUAUAAAUUAAGUGAUCAAUAUUCUUUUUGCUCUUUAUAUAUUUAUAACAAUUUUUUAAAUUGUAUUACUAAUAAUUUAAUUAUCAAUCUUGUUGAUUUAUAAACAAUUAUAAUUUUUAUUACAGUUAUAGAUUUUAUUAAAUAAAAUUCAAGUGAACAUACAGUACAGUUAUAAUUGGAUAAUAACAAGAACAUUUUCAUAUUAUAAACAAACUUAUUAAACACUUCAUUGUAGUGUUUAUUAAAACUGGUUCAAAAAUCUCUAUAGCUUAAAAUCUGUAUAUAUUAUUAUUAAAAUCACAGGUAGAAAAUUACGGAGCAGAAGUAAAAAAUGGAUUAUUCUAACGGAAAUGAAUUUGAAAUAUCUUAUUUUAGAACAAUAUGGAGUGCUAUUGCAUCUAUUGGGUGGUAUUUAAUUGCAAUUGGAAUCUCAUUUUGGUUUGCAUUUCCUUAUAUUCGAGAGAAAUAUUUAAAUUGGAAAUUAAGAAGGGACGAAUUGGAAUAUGCAGCAAAAUAUCGUAAAAAUCCAGAUCUCUUGCAAGCAAGAUUAUUAGGUUUGGAAGCUUCGAGACAAAGGAUGCAAGAGGAAUAUUAUCAAAAAUGUGCCAUGUUAACAGAAGAAAAAGGAAAAGAACAGAAAGAAAAGAUAAAAGAAACAUCAAAAUUGACUUUGGACAGCAAUGUCUUAGAUUUUAGACUAGGAAAAAAAAAUAAUGAUUUACCUCCUUUUACAGAGAAGAAACAUAAGUCAUUAAGAGAAGAAUAUAAUCCAUUAAUGGGUGAUGGUUCUAGAGGAUAUCGACCACCUAAGCGCACUUGUUGCGGAAAGGGAGGUUGCGGGUAAUUAUAUGUGAACUUAAUCAAUAAAAUUUGAUAUUCUAUUGAUGAAACAAAAUUAUAAGUAAUUAUUAAAAUAUUACGUUUUGUUAUAAUAGAGUUAUAAACUUAUUAAAUAUAAAUUUUAUGAUACUGAAAAUUAUUUUCCAUUUUCCUCUUUGUUAUUUUGCUUCAACUUAAGUUAAAAUAAAAGGAAAUAGGAUAAGAGGAAAUAUGUACAUAAUUUUUUUUUUUUGCUUUCAUUAAAUUGUCAGAAAUCAUUGUCAAAAAAGUUAAUAAAAUACACGAAUUUUCAACGUCA